CUCUCCAGGUUUCGCAACCUAGAUAUCAGGAUGAGGUAGACCGCAUGGGUUCAAUUGGAGAUCAAUGGGGUUAAAAGAGAGUGGGUGGGUUGGUCGAAGCGUCUGCAGUAGAGUUUAGUUGGAAGGAACCGGUGCGGUAACGACAUGGCUUUUAUUUGUACAGUUCCUUUUACUACUCGGCCUAUGGAGACGAUCCCCGCACUGGCUCAAAGUUUGAUAGUACUCAAUAGCGUAAGAGAAGCUGAAAGAGGGCUGAUGGGCAGCAUUGUUCCUUGUCGAGUGAACGACCUGAGCUCGGUCUUGUCCGGGAUGUGGUUAGGAGCUGAGGGGGGUGCCAUUCAGAUUGUAGUAAUGAUCUAUGCGACUAAGCCGUCGGGCUCCACCGGUGUCGUGGGCAAGGUGGAGGAAGGCACGAGGUUCGCAGAGAAAAUUAGUCAAUGGCGAUGCGUAUUUAGCAGCAGACCCAGAAUCGAUGGCUCUCUGGCACCUUCCGCCCUGUCAACUGGUGCCUCGUUCCGGGCUUUCGAUCCAUGGAACGUCGCCAUAGUCUUACUCGACUCUCUUGUAUAACUGCCCUGUGCGGUUUAGUGCUGCUCGGCAAGUGUUGUGCGGUCAAGAGAGUGUU
Aspergillus brunneoviolaceus CBS 621.78 is the source of this 625-nucleotide messenger RNA. RefSeq lists its product as uncharacterized. The record is from RefSeq and is a predicted model, not a curated record. The coding region runs from base 145 to 570 and encodes 141 amino acids. NCBI's taxonomy places the organism in Eukaryota, Fungi, Ascomycota, Eurotiomycetes, Eurotiales, Aspergillaceae. The transcript has a single exon.